Molecule: messenger RNA, 1791 nt
Organism: Paraphaeosphaeria sporulosa
Lineage: Eukaryota; Fungi; Ascomycota; Dothideomycetes; Pleosporales; Didymosphaeriaceae
Product: pseudouridylate synthase 3
Exons: 1
Coding region: 1-1791 (596 amino acids)
Biological process (GO): mRNA pseudouridine synthesis; tRNA pseudouridine synthesis
Cellular component (GO): cytoplasm; nucleus
Molecular function (GO): RNA binding; pseudouridine synthase activity
Source: RefSeq, a predicted model, not a curated record
AUGGGCCCCGGCUACGAGCAGUGGACACACGAGCAGCUUGUCGCGCGCAUACAAGACCUCGAGGCCCGGCUGGUGGCCAGUACCAAAGUCUCCACGUCGAAUGCCGCCGAGCCCAACGCUGCGACCUUCACGAGCUUUCCCAUCCCGUCGCCCGCAGAUGGGGAAAAGUACAGGAAACCUCCGAAGCAACAGCCGAGUGCUUUCGACGCGUCCAAAUACAGUACCAGGCUCAUUGCGCUCAAGUUUGCAUAUCUGGGGCAAAAGUACAAUGGUUUGGAGCACCAUGCAAACAACAAGACGCCCUUGCCCACGAUAGAGGAGGAGCUGUGGAAGGCGCUGAUGAAGACGAGGUUGAUCAGCCCGGCGCCAAAGGAUGGCAAAGAGGCGGAGACAUUCAGGAGGCUAGACAGGAAGACGUUUGACAAGUGGGAUAGAGACGGGGCAGAUGUGAAUUGGGAGGGGUGCGAGUACUCCAAGUGCGGCAGGACAGACCGAGGCGUGAGCGCCUUUGGCCAGGUCAUCGGAGUGCGGGUCAGGAGCAUGCGGCCCUGCCCGAAGCCUGCAACUGCAUCGGAAGAUCAAGCGAUGCAAGAUGCCCCACAAGAACUCGAGACCGCGAUGCUCGUCGAGAAUGAGGAAGCGCCCACGCAGCCCUUCGACGACACCAAAGACGAGCUCGCCUACAUCCAGCUCCUCAACCGCGUCCUCCCGCCCGACAUCCGCAUCUACGCCUGGUGCCCGAACCCACCGCCCAACUUCAACGCCCGCUUCUCCUGCAAAGAGCGCCGCUACAAGUACUUCUUCACGGACCCGUGCUUCGCGCCCGUCCCCGGCACAUCCGGGCUAUACCCGCCCUCCCCUUCCGCCUCCACCUCCUCUCCGCCCAUGCGCGAAGGCUGGCUCGACAUCGCCGCCAUGCGCGACGCCUGCGCCCGCCUCGAGGGUCUCCACGACUUCCGCAACUUCUGUAAAGUCGACCCCAGCAAGCAAAUCACAAACUUCAAGCGACGCAUCUUCCGCGCCUCCGUUGAGGAAGUUUCGCCUCUAUCGGUGCCGGGCUUCAUCUCGCACCCCGCCAUCUCGAACCCAGCCACCGGCGAACCGCCCAAAAUGUACGCCUUCGUGCUGCACGGCUCCGCGUUCCUCUGGCACCAGGUCCGCUCCCUCGUCGCCAUCCUCUUCCUCAUCGGCCAGCGCCUUGAGAGCCCCGAGCUCGUCUCCCAACUCCUCGACGUCGAGCAGAAUCCGACCCGACCAAAGUACGAAAUGGCCUCGGACGCCCCGCUCGUCCUCUGGGACUGCAUCUUCCCGCACGAGCACGAAGUGCAGGACUCGGAAGUCCGCGAGCACGGCUACGAGGACCGUCUCCCCUGGGUCUACGUCGGCGACGAGGGCGGCAUCGAGCCAAAGUCCCUUGGGACAGCGAAGGCCGGCGGACCGAGCAGCAUGGGCCGCGGCAAGUGGGGACGCGGUGGCCUGGUGGACGACGUGUGGGAGCUGUGGCGCGGGCACAAGAUUGAUGAGACGCUGAGCGCGCUGCUGCUGGACGCGGUUGCGGGGCAGGGGGAGGCGGAUCUGGACAACGCGGGAGGUCUGGAGGGGAACGCGAUGCCCAAGAGCGGGCCGCGGUGCUUUGAUGGCGGGAAUGUUGGCAAGGCGAAGGGCAACUACAUGCCUGUGCUGAAGCGGGAGAGACAGGAGGCGGUGGAGGUAGUGAAUGAGAAGUAUGCGAGGAAGAAGGGGUUGGUCCUGGAUAGGACGAGGCCCAAGGAGGGGGACGCGGAUGAGUGA